Cadophora gregata is the source of this 3064-nucleotide messenger RNA. RefSeq lists its product as uncharacterized. Gene Ontology annotation, molecular function: UDP-glucose 4-epimerase activity. Gene Ontology annotation, biological process: beta-D-galactose catabolic process via UDP-galactose, Leloir pathway. Bases 1578 to 3005 code for a protein of 475 amino acids. The transcript has a single exon. NCBI's taxonomy places the organism in Eukaryota, Fungi, Ascomycota, Leotiomycetes, Helotiales, Ploettnerulaceae. The record is from RefSeq and is a predicted model, not a curated record. Gene Ontology annotation, cellular component: cytosol.
CAGGGGAAAGGGAAGGGGAAGGGGAAGGGGAAGGGGAAGGGAACAGGGCUUGAGCGGCAUAAGUCUCCGAGGCCGUUGUAUUGUGAGGUUGUUGUUUUCUGUUGGUUAUCCAUCCCCAUCCCCCUUUGCUUUUGUCCCGAAGCGGCCCCGAAAACCGAAUGGCAGGGCACGGGGACGCCCCUUGCACAUGCAGAUGCACCCCACAAGAUCCUGUUUUUAGAAGUUUUAGGAAGAGCCCCUGCCCCCAACUCCCAAGUCGAUAUCUUAUGGCCAGGUUUUAAGAUCCAGAUUCGGGAGAGAGCAAUCUGUUAGAAAUCUGCGGGAUGGCCGGAUCGGGUAUCUGUUGUGCGGCGGCGCAGUUGGUUGUGGGGGGGAGAGAGAUUGUUUCGAGUCCUCUUCCCGACGGGUUUUCUUUGCUGGGAGUCUGGGACGGGACGGGUGCCAGCACUCGAAACGGGUACGCUAUGCAUUUUCUCCGACUACGACUACUGCACUGGAUUUGGAGUUCCCAAUUAUUCGUGGGUUGGUUUACAAAUGCCAAGAGGCUGGCACCCCUGGAGCUGACUGGCGUUGUGGGUUGCACUUUGACCCUCCGAGCCUCCUUGUGAGCCGCUAGCGAUGUUGGGCCAACAUCACGACAGAUGGGAGAUGGGGGACUUUUUUGAAAAGAGUCUGGACGCUGCUCCCAUCUCCCAAGCAGGAAUAACGGAAGUCUGCUCCCGUCUGUUGGCUUGUGUUUUAUGCGACAUGUCCGAGGAGAGUCACAAUGGUGCAGGUUGACCCGUUAUUCUGCAUGGGCUCGGGGGUUGGCGUGGCAUGGCAAGGUUCACAGAGUUUACAGUAUCACGACAAAACCUUCCUCAGCUUGGAUCUGAGGAUAUCUCCGGCCAGGAUGAAGCAAGUGCACUGCGAGGUUCAAAAUCGUCCCAAGAUCUCACAGCCGCGUCGAUAAGGAAAAACACAUCAUCAUUUGGCUGCCUCUAUCCUUGUCCAGCACGCCAUAUUGCUGCGAAGCUUAAGAAUCAAUCACUCUAAAGUGGAAUCAGCAGAAUCCACCUCGCGAUUUUCACCGCAUUGUGGUACUUUGGCCGGUGAUGAAAGCGCGCUUUCCGUACCAAAGAUCCAAGACCAACUCGCAAGGCCAUGGAUAAUUGAUCCACUACUUGCUGGAUCCGCCUCUCCCGGAAGGCCCUUCAAAGGUACCUCGAUCCCUGAGGUGGGCUCUCUUCCUUGAGCCAGAUCCAGUUCAUCAGCAAGAUGGGUCUGUAUGCCAAUUGCAUUACCAAGUAGGGAAAUCAGCUCUUGACAAGCUUUGAAUUUCUAAUAUGAAUGAUGAGGCGAGCUCCGAGAACAGUAUAAGGUGUGCUUGGAACCUUCAAGACCAGGAUUUCCUGCACUUGAAACGACGUUGUUGGACUUUGUUACACUCGCUCAACGUUGGAAGCUUUUACCAAGGCUCUUGAAUACGAGAAACAAAGCUUUACCAAACAUUAACAUCUAGCCUAAGCCUUUUGUUUCAUACAUUCGAACAAUCGAUUGUACUCGGAGGUAUAAACGACAGUUCGGCUCUUUUCACAAUGCCAUCUUCCACAUCCGAUCUUGCGCUUGAGACGCUAUCACUAUCUCAGAGAGAAAACCACACAAGAAAUAUUCUCACAAUGUCACGCCCACAUCUUGAGGCUUCCACGCCAUCUACUCCCGCCUCUCCUCGGUCACCGCUGUCUUAUGCUAGCUCGGCUGACACAGCUUUCACCAACGAUACUGUCGAUGAAAGUACUGUUUCACUUAAUGCACUAGACACAGAAUCAUAUGUUCUGGUAGUUGGAGGUCUUGGCUACAUCGGAAGCCAUACUGUCCUCGAACUCCUGAAGGCUGAUUACAACGUGAUCAUUCUGGACGACUUGAGCAACGCAUAUCUCACCGUGUUGCACCGCAUCGAGAAACUGGCAAAUGAGUACUUCGCUACGCAGAAAAGGUCGAUGCCGUCUCUUAAAUUCCACGAGACAGAUUACCGAAGUCCAGUCGUCAAAUCGAUUCUGUCUCAAUAUGCUCUUCCAUCGUCCUGGAGCUUAGAUCAAGAGACGCCAAAAUCGAGAAUCGCUGGAGUCAUUCAUUUUGCAGCAUUCAAAUCAGUCGAGGAGUCCAUCCGGCAACCACUCAGAUACUACUCCAACAACAUCAGCGGCCUCAUCGAAUUCACAUCCACACUCGAAGACUUCGGCAUCAAAACCUUCGUCUUCUCCUCCUCCGCCACCGUCUACGGCUCCGCAGCCAACAAUGGCAUCCCCCUCCAAGAAGACCACUGCACCCACCACCCCCUCACAACAACCGAUUCCAAAACAGGAAAAACAACAACCACCCCGCCUUCAGUCUCAGGCCUCACCUCCCCCUACGGCCGCACAAAAUGGAUGGCCGAAGCCAUCCUCUCUGACAUCGCCACCGCUGACCCUACGUGGUCUAUAGCAGCACUCCGAUACUUCAACCCAGUAGGCUGCCACUCCAGCGGCCUGUUGGGGGACGACCCCCGCCAAAAACCCACCAACCUCAUCCCCGUGAUCGCGAACGUCAUGCGCGGCAAAUCCCCCUCUCUCAAGAUCUUCGGCACAGACUGGGACACCACGGACGGGACAGCAGUGCGCGAUUUCAUCCACGUGGUUGAUCUCGCGCGGGGCCACAUCUCUGCUCUUGCUGCGGCGAUAGGGGGGAGGAUCCAGGGGUCGUUCCGGACAUUUAAUCUGGGGAGUGGGAGGGGACAUUCGGUUGUGGAGGUGUUGGGGAGUCUGGAGAGGGUGGCGGAGAUGAGGAUUCCGGCUGAGAGGGUGGGGAGACGAGAGGGGGAUGUGGGGUUUUGUGUGGCGGGGGUGAGGAGGGCGAGGGAGGAGUUGGGGUGGUGGACGGUGAAGAGCUUGGAUGAUUCGGCGAGGGAUGUGUGGAAUUUUAUGAAGGUUGAGAAGAGUCAGGCGGAGGAAUCGACGAGGGUGGAGGAGUUGAAAGUAGAUGUGUAGGAUGGGGAUGAUGGAAUAUAUUUGUAUAUAGGUCUAAUGAUAAUAGUAAUCAUGUGUUC